AUGAGUGUUGUUUCUAUUCAAAUUCGUAACGAGAGNUACGUGUCUUCGAUCAACGAGCUUUACACGAGGUUAAACGAGUUUAAAGAGCGGUCCAACAGUUUGAGCUUCGGAGCUACGAUCGAGUUUGUCUGUGCUUUGAAGCGGCUCGAGAGUUGUAAAGAGAGGUUGUCUGAAAUCUGUCAUGGGAAUUGGAAGAGAGGUUGGAUCGAUGGGUUCUGGGGUUUGGUUCUUGAUGUUAAGGGUAUCAUUGGUAAUUUAGAAGAUGCUAAUUAUGGGCAGAUUGAGAAAUCGAUUGUUGGGUUUGGGAAGAGAGAAAAAAGAUACGAAUCGGCUCGGUUUACCGAUCGGUUAGUUAUUGGUUACGGCGAUGCUGUUCGGUUUUCUUCGGGUAGAUUUUCGAAUGUCGAUCGGUUUAGUGUACCUGCUGGUUUCUUCUAG
Molecule: messenger RNA, 438 nt
Organism: Camelina sativa (false flax)
Lineage: Eukaryota; Viridiplantae; Streptophyta; Magnoliopsida; Brassicales; Brassicaceae
Source: RefSeq, a predicted model, not a curated record